CAUGUCUGCUGAACUUGCCGUUGUUUACGCUGCUCUUAUCCUCCAGGACGACAAUGUCGAAAUCACUGCCGACAAGCUCCAAACCCUUGUCAAGGCUGCUGGUAUUGACGUUGAACCCGUCUGGUUCAGCCUUUACGCCAAGGCCCUCGCCGGUCAGAACUUUGGUGAGCUCCUCAUGAGCGUUGGUACUCCCGGUGCUGGUGGUGCUGCUGCUCCUGCUGCUGGUGCCGCUGCUGGCGGUGCUGCUGAAGCUCCCGCUGAGGAGAAGGAAGAGGAGAAGGAGGAAUCCGAUGAAGAUAUGGGUUUCG
Molecule: messenger RNA, 308 nt
Organism: Radiomyces spectabilis
Lineage: Eukaryota; Fungi; Mucoromycota; Mucoromycetes; Mucorales; Radiomycetaceae
Product: 60s acidic ribosomal protein-domain-containing protein
Exons: 2
Biological process (GO): cytoplasmic translation; translational elongation
Cellular component (GO): cytosolic large ribosomal subunit; ribosome
Molecular function (GO): protein kinase activator activity; ribonucleoprotein complex binding; structural constituent of ribosome
Source: RefSeq, a predicted model, not a curated record